Messenger RNA from Mycotypha africana, 1080 nucleotides. RefSeq names its product RlpA-like double-psi beta-barrel-protein domain-containing protein-containing protein. Bases 118 to 777 code for a protein of 219 amino acids. The record is from RefSeq and is a predicted model, not a curated record. The transcript has 3 exons. NCBI's taxonomy places the organism in Eukaryota, Fungi, Mucoromycota, Mucoromycetes, Mucorales, Mycotyphaceae.
UAUAUAAAGGGACCAUGUAAAUGUUCGGAUGCUUCAAUUGCCAAAACUUCAUGCAAGCUAUCGAUUGAAAAAGCAGAGGUCAGAAUAUCUAACGACCAUAUCAGAAUUCGUGGAAAGAUGGAUGUAGGUAAUGAAAGUUGUAAGCCUACUACUUCCAGCAACCACAACGAUGUCUCUACAACCCUUAAGAUCAAAGCAAAGAAGAAUUAUUCCUUGGAAGAUGCCAAGGGUGCACAUCAUUCUGGAAAUGAUUGCACUGUUACCGCUUCCUGGUACAAUAAACCUGAUAGCUACGGCUCCAAUGGAAACUCGCAAAUAUAUGUUCCUGUUCGCUACAUUAAGUCAAUUUCUUGCAAUAAUAUAUCAGCAGCCAAAAAAACUACUAAGAAGAAGACAACUUCAAAAAAGAAGACCACUACAAAGAAGAAAACCACAACUAAGAAGAGCAACUCGUCAACUUCUGGGGCCAAAGAACAUUAUAGCGGUGAAGCCACUUUCUUCACUCCCAACCAGGGCGCUUGUGGCGAUUGGAAUGACAACGAUGAUUUAAUUGCUGCUCUCAGUGGCAAACUCUACGGUUCUUAUAGCAAGAAGAGUUCUUACUGUGGCAGAAAGGUCAAGGUUGUUAACAAAGACAAUGGGAAGAGCGUUACAGUUACUGUCAAAGACGCCUGCGAAAGUUGUGCCAAAACCCAUAUCGAUCUCUCCCCCGCUGCUUUCGGUAAAAUUGGUGCCUAUGACAAAGGCAUUCUUAAAGUCGAUUGGUAUGUUUACUAAAUUGUCUGAUAUACCUUUUUGCAUCCACUGUUAUUGCCAUCUUUCCAUAGUGUUUCCAUCGCAGGAAAUACACUUUCAUUCCUUUCCCCCUCUAUUGUAAAAUGAUAAAUCUCAUGAGUUGAUCUCAUAACCUCUUUCCACGCUGCACAUUGUAAUUUAAUUAAACAUUUCAUUCAUCACUUGUCAAUAACUCGAUUGCCGUGGAAUUGAUUAAUCAGUUUGUUUGCAGUAAAAUGUUCGCUGGUAAGUCUUGUUAAACAAGCAAUAUCUUUAUCGUGUGCAAUUCUUAUCAGCAUUUUGCGA